Messenger RNA from Zingiber officinale, 1042 nucleotides. Its product is annotated as iron-sulfur cluster assembly protein 1-like. The record is from RefSeq and is a predicted model, not a curated record. Bases 36 to 935 code for a protein of 299 amino acids. Gene Ontology annotation, cellular component: cytoplasm. Gene Ontology annotation, biological process: iron-sulfur cluster assembly; intracellular iron ion homeostasis. NCBI's taxonomy places the organism in Eukaryota, Viridiplantae, Streptophyta, Magnoliopsida, Zingiberales, Zingiberaceae. The transcript has 5 exons. Gene Ontology annotation, molecular function: ferrous iron binding; 2 iron, 2 sulfur cluster binding.
UCUAUAAAUACGAACGAAAGAAAUAGAGAGAGGCGAUGAAAAUGUUGAGGACGGCGGUAACGAGAUUACUUGGGUUCAGAUUGGGGCGACGGGCUCUGUCGGCGGCGGCGGCCGAGCGAGGGUACCACGAGAGGGUGUUGGACGACUUCUUCUGGAACAGAGUCGGAUGGUUAGACAAGAACGAUCCCUCGGUUGGUACUGGGAUCGUCCGCGAUUUGAGAUGCGUCAAUAUGACGAAGCUCCAGAUCGAGGUUGACGAUGCCACCGGGAAGAUCGUGAAUGCCUGCCACGAGACCGUUGGUUGUCGCAUCUACCAUGAAUCAUCUUCUCUCGUUACAGAAUGGGCGAAGGGGAAAAAUCUAGAGGAAGUGAUGUCCAUCAAAACCAAAGAAAUUUCCAAGUACCUUUAUCCUGCCCUAGUGAAGCUCCUCCCCCUCUGGUUUCGAUUGGGCACAAUCGAUGGUCCAGAGGAUUUACACUCUUUGGAAAAUGUAGGGGACGCAAUCAAAGAUGCUGAGUUCGCUAUCAAAGCUGCCGUGGAAGACUACAAAGCAAAGAAAGCCAAGGCAGCUGUUGAAAAUCCUCAGAAUUUUGGUUUGUUCGAUGAGAAAGACUCAUCUGUGGGCACGGGGGACGCCUUCGCAUGCCAUGAUCAUUGCCUUGUCAAGUUCCAAAUCAAGGUUGCCAGCGAGAUCAUCUCUGGCGUUAGAUACAAGGCCUUUGGCUGUGAGGUUGCUAAAGCAUCAUCCUCUAUUGCUUCGGAAAUGAUACGUGGAAAAAAACUAAACGAAGUUAUCACUUUUACAAAUGGGGAGAUCAUAUUUGCAACAAAGAAGAUUAUAAGGUUUAUUCGUGUACCUCCCAUACAAUACCAAUGCGUGCUAGCGCCGAUUGCCAUCCGAGCUGCUGUCUUGGAUCAUAUAUCCAAGAAGUAAUUAGGUUAGUGUGGUUAAAACUAUUUGGUAUUUUUACACUAGAAACUAGAAAACACUGAGGUAAUUGUUAUUGAGUUGGUGGGUGCUAAUAUAUAUAGUUCUGGUGA